Molecule: messenger RNA, 1758 nt
Organism: Salvelinus namaycush (lake trout)
Lineage: Eukaryota; Metazoa; Chordata; Actinopteri; Salmoniformes; Salmonidae
Product: frizzled-10-B-like
Exons: 1
Coding region: 1-1758 (585 amino acids)
Biological process (GO): non-canonical Wnt signaling pathway; canonical Wnt signaling pathway
Cellular component (GO): plasma membrane
Molecular function (GO): Wnt receptor activity; Wnt-protein binding
Source: RefSeq, a predicted model, not a curated record
AUGCAUUCCUUUGCCAAACUGACCCUUGUCAAUGUGCUGCUGGUCUGUCUGAGUUGUGGCUGCUCAGCCAUUAGCUCCAUAGACCCAGACCGGCCAGGUGAGGGGAGAUGUCAACAGAUUGUCAUCUCCCUGUGUAAGGACAUUGGUUACAACAUGACUAGGAUGCCCAAUCUGAUGGGCCACGAGGACCAGAAUGAGGCAGCCAUCAAGAUACAUGAGUUUGUCCCUCUCAUAGAGUUUGGAUGCCACACUCACCUCAAGUUUUUUCUCUGUUCGCUGUAUGCACCCAUGUGCACGGAGCAGGUGUCCACCCCCAUACCUGCCUGCAGAGUGAUGUGUGAGCAGGCCAGGCAAAAGUGCUCCCCUAUCAUGGAGCAGUUCAACUUCCACUGGCCUGACUCCCUGGAUUGCUCCAGACUACCCAACAAAAAUGACCCAAACAACCUAUGCAUGGAGGCCCCCAACAACGGCUCAGAUGAGUCCCCAAAAGGCUCCCACACCCAGCCUCCUGACUUCAGGCUUCAGAGGCCCAUAAAAGGCCAGGACCUGCACGUGAAGGACAAGGAGAGCAAGGAGACCUGUAGUAACCCAGGCAAGUUCCACUAUGUACAGAAGAGUGAGUCCUGUGCUCCCAAGUGCUACCCCAAAGUGGAUGUGUACUGGAGUCAGGGAGAUAAGCAGUUCUCUCUGGUGUGGAUGGCCAUCUGGUCCAUCCUUUGCUUCGUCUCCAGCUCAUUCACUGUCCUCACCUUCCUUAUCGACCCGCAGCGCUUCAAAUACCCUGAGAGGCCCAUUAUCUUCCUCUCUAUGUCCUACUGUGUUUACUCUGUGGGCUACCUGAUCCGUCUGUUUGUGGGGGCAGACAACAUCGCCUGUGACCGGGACAGUGGGGUCCAGUACAUCAUCCAGGAGGGACUGGAAAGCACGGGCUGCACCAUCGUCUUCCUCAUCCUCUACUACUUCGGCAUGGCCAGCUCCCUCUGGUGGGUCAUCCUCACACUCACCUGGUUCCUGGCUGCAGGGAAGAAGUGGGGUCACGAGGCCAUUGAGGCCAACAGCAGCUACUUCCACCUGGCAGCCUGGGCCAUCCCGGCCGUCAAGACCAUCAUGAUCCUGGUGAUGAGGAAGGUGGCGGGGGACGAGCUGACGGGGGUGUGCUACGUGGGCAGCAUGGAUGUAAAAGCUCUCACAUGCUUCGUGCUCAUCCCACUCUCCUGCUACCUCAUCAUCGGCACCUCCUUCCUGCUGUCGGGCUUCGUGGCCCUGUUCCACAUCCGCAAGGUCAUGAAGACGGAGGGGGAGAACACGGAUAAACUGGAGAAGCUGAUGGUGCGGAUCGGAGUGUUCUCGGUCCUCUACACUGUACCGGCCACCUGCGUUAUCGCCUGCUACUUCUACGAGAGGCUCAACAUGGACUACUGGAGGAGCCUGGCCGUGGAGCAGAAGUGUGUUGACAGCAGCAGGAACAAUGCAGAGUCUGAGGAGUGUGGUAUGAAGAGCUCCAUCCCGGCUGUGGAGAUCUUCAUGGUUAAGAUCUUCAUGCUGUUAGUGGUGGGCAUCACGAGUGGCAUGUGGAUAUGGACCUCAAAGACACUGCAGUCGUGGCAGAAUGUGUUUAGCAGGAAGUUGAAGAAGAGGACGAGGAGGAAGCCUGCCAGUGUGUUCACAAGCAGUGGGCCUUACAUCAAGCCUCACCCAGCACUUAAAGGGCACAACACGAAGUAUGAGCCUACCAGGCCCCCUCCGACAUGCGUAUGA